AUGCCUGCUGCCGCAGAAAGAAGCUGGGUGCACAGGGAAUUCUGGCCGGCAAGACCAGGAGUGCCUGUGCGGUUUUGUAGAAGGUGCAACGCAGUUGAGCCAAGUCUAGAAGAAGUACAGAAUGUGAUCGAUCGUGGUGGCAAACCACGCCGACACUGGAAAGGAGCUUGCGGCUUCGCCAGCACCAGUGCCAUGGUGAACCACAUGCGAGACUGCCAUGAAGAUGCUCUACCAGAAACGGUUUCCACCGAGAGGAGCACACCUUCAAAAAGCGCCAAGAAGGUCGACCUGCAACUGAUGAGAGAGUGGGUGAUCUACUUGGUGCUAGGCUGCCUGCUUCCUUUUCGUCUUGUGCACAAUCGCUAUGUCAAGGCUUUUUUGUCCCCUCGCUUGCCGGGCCUUGGUGGGAAGCAUGCCUUGGAUUUGGAAUUCAAAGCUGUCAUGCAAGACUUGCGAGAGAAGGUUUUGUCGAUGAUCCGGGCAGCACGAGACAGCGGCUGUCGCUUUACCCUAUCGGCUGACACCUGGAAACCCAAAAUGAAGAGGCGAAAACAUUAUUUGGCGUGCCACUUAGAUUGGACACAAAAAGACUGGAGCCACACUAGCGUGUGCAUCUAUGUCGGUGUGGCAGAAGCACCGCGGACAGGUGAUCGCUACACAGAGCUUUUCAAGAAAGCGUUGGAGUCGGUGGAGCUGACGCCAGAGCACAUUCAAGCGUCCGUUUCAGACCACGAGGGGGCGAUUCGAAAGGGUUUGCGCGGCCUCGGUGCGCCCCUGAUAGGGUGUGGAUGUCAUUGUUUGCAGCUAUGCUGCAAGCACGCUUUGCCAGAUCUGAAAGAAAGGACCAAAAAGAGGAAGUCUGCCGCUGCCAAAUUGGAUUCGGACUCUUCCUCAUCAGACACUUCUGAUGAAAGCUCGUCUUCUUCGAGCAGUUCGUCUUCUGAAGCAGAGGUGGCUGAGAAGAAGGCACCCAUGGCGCCUGGUGGUGUGAAAGGGCCCAAGGGCGACCCCGCCUCUGUGGAGUGCAAGGCAAAGCUGAAGGAGUCGUUCAGCAGGUACCGGUCGAUUGUGCGAUACUUUGCUUCCCACGAUGACAUGUACAAUGAAAUGUACUCAGCAGCUGCACAAGCCGAAGUGCCUUGCGUUGCCUACCAGCAUGAAACCCCAACACGUUGGAGCUCCGCCCUGCUGCAGAUUGUUUCUGUCAUCCGCAACAAUGCAGCUCACGCAUUGCUGAGGACUCGUCGUCCCAAUGUUGCCGACAUGCCCCACGAGCUCGACAGGAGUGAGCUGCGGGUUGCUCUCCAGUUCUGUGCUGUUCUGGAGCCUUUUCGCUUAGGAACCAAACUCUUGGAAGGGGAUGACAAAGCGCUAGCUUCUCUUUACCUCCCGGUCUUCCACAAGUGCAUGGAGACCCUAGAGGUCACUGGGUCAGCGCAGCUGCCUUACCCGAGAGAGCUUCGUGAGAUGCAUGGCCAGGGCUGCAAAGCUCGCGAGUUGGAGGUGCUACCAAAGCACUUGCUUCGCUUUUUGCACCAAGACUUGAACAAGGUCAGAGAGAAGCACUUUCAAGGAACUACUGGGGAGGCAUGGCUUCUGGCCGCCAGCUAUGUUGAUCCUCGAUUUCGAGGCCACAGCAUGUGGGAGAAAAUGAGCAAGAAGGAAGUGAAGGAGAUGAUUUGCAAAAUGGUUGUGGAAUCACACGAGAAGUACCCAGAACUUCGGGAAAGAUUGAGGAAAGCAGCAGAAGAUCCUAUGAAUCACAAGCUUGAGACCUUGGGGCGCCCGGAGCCAAAGAAGACAAGAGGCAGAGGUCGUGGUCGUGGAAGGGGAGCAGGGCGGCAAGAGAAACCUAAAUCUACCAGUGAAGCUAUUUUGCGAGACUCUGCCUGCGCAGCCGCAUCGGGUCCUGCAGUGAGGCUGCAGCCCGGUCCUCGCGCGCUCAAAGAGCGCACUAGUGCUGAAGACUGGCUGUUUGGACCACAGCCUGACCGGCGUCCUGCAGCUGAGGUGGCUGUGCUCGAUGACCUGAAGGAAGUCACUGGGUCAGCGCUUUCAGCAUUUCCCGCGUCGUCGUUAAUCAUCUUUCGGGGCAAAAUGCGUUUUCCAUUGUCCAAAAAAAGCAUUUUCACACGAAAGCCACCGAUGACUCCACCUUCCUUAAAUGCUUUUUUAACCAGAAAGAAAAAGAAUAUUUGUAGUUGA
Messenger RNA from Durusdinium trenchii, 2205 nucleotides. The record is from the annotation of a GenBank genome assembly. NCBI's taxonomy places the organism in Eukaryota, Dinophyceae, Suessiales, Symbiodiniaceae.